CUUACUUCGGUAAGAGUACCAUUAACGAAGCUUUAUAGUCUCUUUCGCCUUUUUCCCGAUGGAUGAUGGAGGAUUCCCGCUUCGGAUAUGAUAUCCCAGUGUGGAAUUUAGAACUGGCUUUCGCUAAUGUGGGUCCUCGGACCUGCACAUGGGCGGCUGGUGUCAGAAGCCACAUACACUUACCCCUAACCACUAGAUGACAAUUGAAGAGAAUAUAUGCAGCGAAGGGCGCUGGCGGCUCAAAAGGAGCAGCAUCCAUCCCCUUCUACAUACUUUCUAACCUAAUGGCAUACGUAUACGACGUGCAUUGCCAUAUCCAGCAGAGCCCGGAGUCAUUUGAUGUGCUGGACAGCAGCGCACCCGGCGUGCUAUACUGCCCUCAGGGGACAAAUUACAUGGACUGGGCCAGCGUAGCCGAGCUGAAGGACCGGUUCCCCGACAAGAUAGUCCCGGCGUUCGGACUCCACCCCUGGUUCAUUGAGCAGGUCGUGUCUGGCGAGAUCCCUGGCUCCUGGGCCACCGAGCUGAAGGACCUAAUUACCAGGCACAACGGCACGCUGGGCGAGUGCGGACUGGACAAGGCCGCCCGCAACCCAGCUACCAACAAGCAGUACCCGUUUGAGCCGCAGCUGGCCUUGCUCAAGCAGCAGCUCACGCUCGCACAUGAGCUGGAUGUGCCUGCAUCCUUGCACUGCGUGAAGGCAUACCCCGAGCUAUACAGCAUCAUCAAAUCGGGCACUCAGGCGUUGCCGCCGCGCAUCAUGCUCCACUCGUACUCGGGGUCGCCCGAUAUGCUGUCGCAGAUGUUCUUCAAAGACGAGCUUGCCCAGCGCAUGUACGUGAGCUUCUCAGCUGCAAUCAACGGCCGCAAUCUGGACAAGACGCGGGCGUGCAUUAAGGCAGUGCCUCUGGACAAGCUGCUUGUCGAGUCAGACCUGGAUGACGCGAGGCACACGGUAGAGGCAUUGGACACUGUCAUCUGCCUGGUUGCUGACACCCAUGGGAUGUCGGUGGCCGACACGAAGGUCAUGCUGGCGAGGAACUCGCAGGCCUUUUUGGGCAAGUGAGGAAAAUACUGACCGGCACAUUUGGUGAGAGCGGAUUAGCGUCUCUAUUCUUAGUGCGCUAUUUUUACAUGUAUAAAGCAUUGUUUUCCGCCCGCCCCCAUCACACAUGCAAAAGAGAAAUAAUGCUGGCUCGGCGAAGAGAUAGAGAUAAAGUGGCCGAAAAUAGCCCUGGCAAAAUGUGCCUCCCUCCCCACAUGCACCGGUGAUACUGCGGGUGCCGCGACACUGUGGACAUACGAGCGUGUCAGGCAGAUGGCGCGAAUACCGUGUUUGUGAUGGAAAAUGUAAAGUCUUGCGUUAUGAACGCGGCUGGAUUUACAUACCCAACGAUGCCCACCAGCGAUUGUCAACGUUGAGAGAGCUGGGCUGAUUUUAUGCAGGCUGAGACUCGCCAUAUAUAGUGCGGGUUGGGAAGGUCGCUUGCCUUGCCGCCCUCCUCCCCUUCCUAGCCCAGCCUUCCCUGGGUGAUUUUGUUCUUCAAC
Messenger RNA from Linderina pennispora, 1549 nucleotides. Its product is annotated as Metallo-dependent hydrolase. The record is from RefSeq and is a predicted model, not a curated record. The transcript has a single exon. The coding region runs from base 285 to 1067 and encodes 260 amino acids. Lineage: Eukaryota; Fungi; Kickxellomycota; Kickxellomycetes; Kickxellales; Kickxellaceae. Gene Ontology annotation, molecular function: hydrolase activity, acting on ester bonds.